AUGGGACGGUUUCAUGGCAGUCUUGCGGAGAACCUCACGGCCGAAGCUAUGAUACAUGGCUGGGAGGCGAUCUGUAAGCUUUGGCAAGCAUCGUCGAUGUUGGAAAGCAAUGGAGUGGACGACCAGGCCAUCGAAAUAGCAGACAAGACUGUUCAGCAGAAUCUUCGGGAUGCCGUAAAGCUGCUUGAGUCAGCGUUGGAGAAGUUCAGCUGUAAUGUCAUAUACGGCAUUACGGGCCAAAUGUAUAACCCGAUAGUGCAUGAACUAGACCACUCGGACCCUGAGCUCGAGGCGCUCCAGCAACGGCAGGAAAAUGUUGGCAGCAGUAGCGGCGGGGCGCUGAGCGACCCGCUAUGCGGCGCUGCGGUUGCAACUGUGGUCCGGCCGGGCCUGGAAGUGUCGGGGAUCUUACGUGCGCGACCCCGGGUACGGGUGGCUCUGGUGUCCACCUCUGCAAGCCGUGCGAUGAUCCCCGGCGGCGCAUCCGCCACACCUGCACAGAAACACCGGAAUCAGCAAGAAGCCUGGCUGGCACCCUACGCGAUUAAGGCUUCUUCAGAGCUUGGCGCCACGGAGUCUGACAACGCGGCCUUCGCAGAUGCUCCUGUGCAGCUUGGUUACCUUGCUGCUGAGAGGGCUGCAGCCACAUCCAGGCAAAUGGGCCCUUCACCUCAGACCAUCGCACCCAGCCCACCGGCGUCCACGGCCGCGGUUUCAGUGUCAGGGCCGGCCUCGGCUGGCGGCGACCCGCGUGGCACGGAGUAUAGCGAAGGGUCUGUGACCUGGCGGGAAUGGAGCCCAAGCUCCGACUCUGUGGACAUGCAGGAGCAGGACCUGAACGCUGCGGCGGUUACAACGUCCAGCGGUCACAGGGCCACUCCUAGCGACAUGACAGCAGACGCCAGCGUCCCCGCCGACAGCGAUGUCCGCAAUGGCGGCGGCGCAGCAAUGGCGGCGCCAGGGACGGCGAGGUACACCGCUGCCGCUGUCAACGCUGGUGCUCGAGGUCCGCUGCAACUGUUGCUUGCCCUGCGCGCCGGACACGGUGGCAGUGGCAGCUGUGGCGCCACGACGGAAAUUUGGAAGUGUAGCGCGGACGGGGCUGGUGGGGGGAAGCACACCGCAGAGAAUGGCGGGGGACCGCCGGCCUGCAGCAUUGGUGGGGUGCAAGAGGAGGCAUGCAGGCGGAGCAGCGGCGCCAGCGGGGUUUCAGAGGCACCCGACGCGAUGGCGUGUGGCUCAGACCCUGGGCUGCAUGACACAGGGCCAUUGAAUGGUGAACUCCGUACUGCGUCGGACGACGACCGCGACAGCGGCCAUGAUGAUGUGUACCACCAGCAGUACGAUACCAACUUUCACCACGUUAUGGGCCAAUACGCACCGCAGUGGCCGCAACUGCCGCCGCUGCAACCUUUGCCGCCAGCGCUACUGCCGCAACCUCAUAGUCACCAGCCGCAGGUGCAGUGGCAGCAGCCCCACCCGCAGGUGCUGGCCGCGGCAGCUCCCGGCGGCUAUGGGGUCCCAUCAUCGUCCUCUGCGGUGCCCGUGCUGUUGGCUCUGACGCGAGCUGCAAACUGCGGGACGCCAGCGGGACGCGCAUUCGUACCUGGGGUGGGCGUCUCAUCUGGGCCAGCGCCCGCGUUUGUGGGGGACGCCGCUGGGGACAGGCUUUGUAAUGCAGGGAUAACUGGAGGCGGCUGGGAUCCUGAAGGGCCACCAACCGCGGCAGCCGACAGCGUCGGCGGCGCGGCGGCUGCAAUGUAUGCGAUGCCGGGAAGGGUGGGGCCGGCUAAUGUGACCAACACAGUGCAAGAUGCUUGCUCCAGAAGUUACAGCACUGCUGGCGCCAACGAGGGGGUCGGUGGUGGCUGUAGCAGUUGCAGCACGAACACGGCCCGACCAGCGGAGACCAGCAGUGCACUGUCCGGUGCGGCGGCGGCAGCGGCGCUGGUAACAGCCGCUGCCGUCCGGGCUGCAGCCGCAGCCGCGGCGGCCGCCGCACGGUCCGCCACAACGGCAGCUGGCUUGCCUCUGGGCUCCCGCACAUCGAUCGGCCGCGCCACCUCCACCUCGCAACCGCGGUAUUCCGCUGCUUCUCCUGCUACCGUUCCGCAGGCGCCUGAGGCGACGCCUGCUUCUUUUGGCGAUGCCGUAGCGCCUGCAGGCAAUGGCAGUGGUGCAGCUGCCGUACCCCCCGGCGGGUUCCGGACGGAGUCACCUGUAGAUAUCCCACCGCGGCUUAACAGGCAACCGUCGGUCUCUGUGGCGCAGCAGCGACCCCAGUCGCAACAGCACCCACCGUCGCGAAAGCACCGGCCUUGCAACGUACCGCCCACAGCUGUGGGCCGGGAGCGGCAGCAGCAGCCCUCUGAGCGGGCUGACCGGCCGCGCCGGGCUAAAAGCCGUACCCAGCGGCGUGAGCAAUACGAGCGCCACCCGGUGUCUGAUGCCCCGGAUAAGAAAGCCCCGCCGCCAGAGGCACUGGCUCUGGCUCAAGCGACUGCCAAAGCGGGAACUCUGACACGCCAUGCCGCGCCCUUGGCCAAGAAGGUUCUACCGGCGGACGAGCCGCUGGGGCCUUGUCUUGUGGAAGGUGGCGACGAGCGGAUGGAAGAGAACGGGUGCGCAGCGCGUUUUAUCGGCUUGGGGUUACAGCCCGAGUCACCGGGCCAGAAUCUAUACAGGCGGUACUAG
Molecule: messenger RNA, 2694 nt
Organism: Volvox carteri f. nagariensis
Lineage: Eukaryota; Viridiplantae; Chlorophyta; Chlorophyceae; Chlamydomonadales; Volvocaceae
Exons: 7
Coding region: 1-2694 (897 amino acids)
Source: RefSeq, a predicted model, not a curated record